Messenger RNA from Mercenaria mercenaria, 5406 nucleotides. Its product is annotated as deoxynucleoside triphosphate triphosphohydrolase SAMHD1-like. Gene Ontology annotation, molecular function: dGTPase activity. Gene Ontology annotation, cellular component: nucleus. Gene Ontology annotation, biological process: dGTP catabolic process. The transcript has 14 exons. The coding region runs from base 457 to 1866 and encodes 469 amino acids. Lineage: Eukaryota; Metazoa; Mollusca; Bivalvia; Venerida; Veneridae. The record is from RefSeq and is a predicted model, not a curated record.
GCCUACAGGGAAAAGAAGCGAAACAACGAUGGCUCUAUCGGAACACCGUACACUUGUGAUUCUAUUAUUGGAAGCGCUGGAAACACUGUGUAUGCAGAACGAUAUGUGUUCAGUGCAUUAUGUUAUAUUAAUGGACUAUGGAUAUUACGAGUUUAAGCGUGCAUUUUUAAUCAUGUGUUUAUCGAUCAUGUAUCAAACCGUGACCUUUAAAAAGGAAGUAAAAUAGCGUGACCUCUUCAUACUCUGUGUCAUGCAUAGUGAUUAAACUGGGAGAAUUAACUGGGUAUAUAUUACUAGGCAUGCAAACAUACAACAUUAGGGGGAAAUUAACACAGACUGUGGGUGAUAUCGAACCUAGAAACAAAAUCACGGUGAGAAAUCAAUGAUGACAUGAGAAAGAAGUAAAAGUGAUACAGGUGUAAUAAAAGCCGCAUCGAGGAACUAAACUUGGCGAAAAUGGAAAAAGAUAGAAAAGUAUUUAACGAUCCUAUCCAUGGAAAUAUAGAGUUACAUCCACUUUGUGUGAAGAUCGUCGACACGCCGCAGUUCCAACGUCUGAGAUUCAUAAAGCAGCUGGGCGGCGCCUAUUUCGUCUAUCCUGGAGCCGCACACAACAGAUUCGAACAUUCAAUCGGGGUUUGCCACUUGGCUGGACGGCUGGUGCGAGCUCUAAGAGACCAGAAAUCUGAGGCCCUCAAGGACGUUGAAAUUACUCCUGUAGAUGAACUGUGCGUAGAAGUGGCAGGAUUGUGUCAUGAUCUCGGUCAUGGGCCAUUUUCACACCUCUUUGACAAAACGAUAAUUCCUGCAUUACGAACCGAUAAAAAAUGGGCGCAUGAAAAUGGAUCCGUAGAUAUGUUUCGUUACAUGUUAAAAGCAAACGAUGGCCUGCUUGAAAAGGAAUUUGAAAAAGAAGGAAUGACAUCUACGGACCUAACAUUCAUAGAGGAACUAAUUGCUGGGCAUGAUGAAACGUCUCCGAACAAAUGGAAGUAUAAAGGAAGGACAGAAAAGAAAGGCUUCUUGUACGAGAUUGUGUCUAACAAACGGAAUGGUAUAGACGUCGACAAAUGGGAUUAUUUUGCACGUGACUGUCACAUGCUUGGAAUUGGAAACAACUUCAAUCACGAUCGAUGUAUAGCUUUCUCAAGGGUGAUUGAUGUAAACGGAGAAAGGCAGAUAUGUUUUAGGAAUAAGGAGGCUGCCAACCUGUACGAUAUGUUUCAUACCCGAUACUUACUCCAUAACAGGGCUUAUCAACACAAGACAAACAACAUCAUCGAAUAUAUGAUAUCUGAAGCCCUCGUGUUAGCUAAUGACUUCAUUACAUAUCCUGGACAGAACGGGAAACAACGUAAAAUGUCCGAAGCAAUAGAUGAUAUGGAGGCUUAUAGCCUUCUGAAUGAUAGCGUCAUUUACAAGAUUCUUGAGAGUACUGAUCCACGACUAGAGAAAUCCAAACAAAUCCUUCUACGUGUUUUAAGAAGGGAUUUGUAUAAAUUUGUCGGAGAAGAAAGAUUCGCCCACAAGAUGUUUAAAGACGAGUUUGAUAUUAAAGAUGACAUGAAAAAUGUUACCAGCAUCACAGAAGAUGACAAUACAAUCAUAGACCUUGUUAACCUCAAUUACGGGAAGAAGGAUAUGAAUCCGAUAGACUUCGUCAACUUCUACUCAAAAGGAGAACCGGAUAAGGCAGAACCAAGACACAAAGAAGAUGUAUCUCUGUUACUGCCGAAGGACUUUGCAGAACAACUGGUGCGCGUCUACUGCAAGGACCCGAAGUUCUACACAAACGUAAAGAAAAGGUUCGAUACUUGGUCGAAAAAUACAAAGAAAAGUACAAAGAAACAGAAAACGUCCAAGUGAUUGGAAGUCGAGGCUAGUCAGAACCAAGUCAGUGAUUGGAGAAUGAAAGCGGGGUAAAUCAGAAUCAACGUAGUGAUAAGGGGAAUUGUCAGAACCCCAAGCAAAUCCUGAUACUCUUUACAAAAAGGACCUGAAUGCCAAAUCUUCAUACUUAUUAUCAAAUGACGCAUUUAAUAUUUAUGUAUUUAUUGUUGUUGUUUUGUACUUAGGUAUUCUACCAUAGUUCAAACCGAAUGUGUGUGUUUUUUUCAAUGUCAAGCAGUUUUGAAAAAAGUUGAAAAACGUAUUGGCAGAAGAUAUAUUUACUUUUUCUUACACUAUACAAAACUUGAAGCUAAACUUUUAUGCUUAGAUUAUCGCAACAUUUUUAUGAAUCAGUUUUACAAGAGGUAUAAAUCAUAUUUAAUGAUAACAUACAUCGUUUGUUUUCGUUUAUUACUUAGAAGUGAUACAGAUGAUUCAGUUUUGAUUUUUAUCUUGAGAUAAUUGAUAGUUAUAUUUGAAAUUGAUAGAGUACAUUCGCUGAACUGUCGGCGUCUGUAUUACUAUCGACGUCCUUUUAUUCGUUUUUUUUAUUUGAAUUUAAUUCAUGUUUGUUCUUAACUCAAUGCACUGAUUUUAUGUGUAGAUUGUAGCUUUACCUUUUUGCUGUUGAACAUAUCAAACAUUUACGACUGAGGAGCAAUAGUGAUGUACAUGUGUGAUAUCUAAAUGUGAUAAUUUCUGUAAUUUCUUUUUUUAACUAUUUCUACAUGUUGUUCCCAUUUUAAACCAACAUUAUAAUUUCAUGACCUAAAGUGGUACAAUUGGCAAAUUACGGCAUUUUCCGGUUACUACGGAAAGCCAUGUGCGUCCGAACAAUGCCGAAUUGCUAAACGAUAAUACAUAAUCAUCCGAAAUUUUACAUGCGUCAGCCUUCUUUUAUGUGUCAUGUUUUCCAUUUAAUGUAUACUGAACAGCAAAAGAAACUAUCCAGUUUUAUAACUGGGGUAUUUCUUAUUAAAAAACUUUAAUUUAUAAAUCAUUUGUGUUUUUCAUAUCACAUUACACUUGAAGAACUUCACGUUUUAAAUUUUAAAGAAUCAAUCAACCGUAAAUUCAGUAGUCCCACAAUAGCCGUUUUGCACGAAAUUCACGUGCGCCUGUAACUAACAAUUUUCUUUGUGAAAUUUUAUUGUCAUUGGAAAUAUUGAUAAUUGACUGACUCGGAAAACAGCAUAAAAUUUAAAAAAUAAUGUUGGUUGCACCGCACGACUGAAUCACAUUUGGCGCGAGCGCCAAAUUUGGAUGUUACAAUGCAACUGACGCGCAGAAGAUAUAGCUUGUCAAACAGCUAUUGUGUGACUACUGACUUCACGGUUGAUUGAUUUUUAAAAAAUUAUCACGUGAAGAUCUUCAAGUGUAAUUUUGAUAUGGAGAAACAAUUCAAAUUUGAAAAAUUAUUUUUUUAUUUCAAAAUAUACCAGUUAUACAUCUGGAUAGUUUCUUUUGCUGUUCAGUAUAUAUGGAAAGCGCUUGUUAACCUUCAGUAAGGUAUUUCUUUACUUUUGAUUUUUAGCUCACCUGAGCACGAAGUGCUCAAGGUGAGCUUUUGUGAUCGCCCUGUGUUCGUCGUUUGUCGUCGUCGUCCGUCCGUCGUCGUCAACAAUUUGACUGUUAACACUCUAGAGGUCACAAUUUUGGCCCAAUCUUAAUGAAACUCGGUCGGAAUGUUAACCUCUAUAAAAUCUUAGACGAGUUAGAUAUUGGGUCAUCUGGGGUCAGAAACUAGGUCACCAGAUCAAAUCAAAGGAAAAGCUUGUUAACACUUUAGAGGUCACAAGUUUGGCCCAAUCUUAAUGAAACUUGGUCAGAAUGUAACCCUCAAUAAAAUCUUGCAAAAGUUUGAUAUUGGGUCAUCUGGGGUCAAAAAUCAGGUGACCAGGUCAAAUCAAAAGAAAUGCUUGUUAACACUGUAGAGGUCAUAUUUAUAACUGUAUCUUCAUGAAAUUCGGUCAGAAUGUUAUUCUUGAUGAUCUCAAGGUCCAAUUUGAAUCUGGGUCAUGUAGGAUCAAAAACUAGGUCACCAAGUCAAAUCAAAGGAAAAGCUAGUUAUCACUCUAGAGGCCACGUUUAUGACCAUAUCUUAAUGAAACUUAAUCAGAAUGUUAAUCAGAAUGUUAAUCUUGGUGAUAUAUAUGUCAAGUUCAAAUCUGGGUCAGAUGGGGUUAAAACUAGGUCAAAUCGAUGGAAAAGCUUGUUAACACUCUAUAGGCCACAUUUAUGACUGUAUCUUCACAAAACUUAGUCAGAAUGUUAAUCUUGAUGAUCUUUAGGUCAAGUUUGAAGCUGGGUCAUGUGGGGUCGAAAACUAUGUCACCGGGUCAAUCAAAGGAAAAGCUAACACUCUAAAGGUCACAAUUUUGGCCAAAUCUUAAUGAAACCUGGUCAGAAUGUUACCCUCAAUUGAAUAUUGGACGAGUUUGAUAUUUGCUCAUCUGGGGUCAAAAAACUAGGUCACCAGGUCAAAUCAAAGGAAAAGCUUGUUAACACUGUAGAGGCCACAUUUGUGACUGUAUCUUCAUGAAACAUAGUCAGAAUUUUAAUCUUGAUGAUCUCAAGGUCCAGUUUGAAUCUGGGUCAUGUAGGGUCAAAAACUAGGUCAGCAGGUCAAAUCAAAGAAAAAGCUAGUUAACACUCUAGAUGUCACAUUUAUGACAAUAUCUUAAUUAAAAUUUGGUUAGAAUGUGAAUGUUAAUCUUGAUGAUUCCUAGGUCAGGUGAGCGAUACAGGACCUUCAUGGCCCUCUUGUUUUUCUAAUAUCUCUUGUUUAACAUAUUAGAUUUUCGCAACUGAAGUUUUUUUUCUACAUUCAAACAAUAUAUAAAACAACAUAAGUUUUUAUAAUGGUAAUUUCAGACAUAGAUUGAACCUAUUUGUUCUGAGGAUAUAGGAAAAUACCUCGCGCAUACGUGAGUUAAAUUAGCACUCAAAAACGAACGUCCCAAAAUUAUCCCAACUGUGCUUAAAACUUGGACUGAACUGAAUCCAGUUAGCAGAGUGACAAACAUUUUUAUUAAUCAAAGUGAUAUUUCUUGUAUUCGUUUUGGUACUUUUAUAGACUUUUAGGCCAAGGUAGAAUGUAUACCACAUUACCUGCGUAUGAGCUUUGCAUAUCAGGUGUUUACCAAAGAGCUGUCUUUAAUGGCACACUUAGUGCAAUAAUUCCACAGGGGAUUAGCCUAUUGGCUGGUUAGAAAUUAUCUAACUUUUUAUUUAUAUUAUAUAGAUCGAUAUACAGAUGAUUUUGUAAUCAUAACGUUUUCAUAUAUCUUAUUUAUUUUAGUUCAACCGUGUGAUAAUGUUAAUAUUCUAGUAAUUUAUUUUUCCCAGUCUCAUCAAUUUGUCCCUAUAUAUUAUCCCUUUAUUCGUUCAUUUACUUAUUUUGCUUGUUUAUUUAUAUAUUCAUGUUCAAUAGAAUGAUUUAAAACUUUGUAAUUGUUAUCCGAAAUCGCUGUCUUGGAUUAUGAUGCGUUUGGUAAAAUAUAAAAUUGAAGCCGU